Messenger RNA from Mus caroli (Ryukyu mouse), 1239 nucleotides. It is a transcript of the gene Rab5b, whose product is annotated as RAB5B, member RAS oncogene family. NCBI's taxonomy places the organism in Eukaryota, Metazoa, Chordata, Mammalia, Rodentia, Muridae. Gene Ontology annotation, molecular function: GTPase activity; GTP binding. The record is from RefSeq and is a predicted model, not a curated record.
AGGAGGAGGAGGAGGAGGCGAAGGGGGCAGGAGUUUGGUUGAGCUGCGGCUGUUUGUCUGUUCCACACAGGCUUGGGCCCGACGGGGGAGACGGAGCCCCAGGACUGUUGAGGCCUGGAAGUCCCUCCCCUUCCCCUUCCCCCUUUGCCGCUUUGUGGCAUUCCCCUCCCUCUACCUUCUCCUACUUUGAUAACCUGGCUAUGACUAGCAGAAGUACAGCCAGGCCCAAUGGGCAACCACAGGCCAGCAAAAUAUGCCAGUUCAAAUUGGUCCUGCUGGGAGAGUCUGCGGUGGGGAAGUCUAGCCUGGUGUUACGUUUUGUCAAAGGACAGUUCCAUGAAUACCAGGAAAGCACCAUUGGAGCGGCCUUCCUCACCCAAUCCGUGUGUCUAGAUGACACAACAGUCAAGUUUGAGAUCUGGGACACUGCUGGGCAGGAGCGAUACCACAGUUUAGCCCCUAUGUACUACAGGGGUGCCCAGGCUGCAAUCGUGGUCUAUGAUAUUACUAAUCAGGAAACGUUUGCUCGGGCAAAGACAUGGGUAAAGGAACUACAGCGGCAAGCCAGCCCUAGCAUUGUUAUUGCCUUGGCAGGGAACAAAGCUGACCUUGCCAACAAGCGCAUGGUGGAGUAUGAAGAGGCUCAGGCAUAUGCAGAUGACAACAGUUUAUUAUUUAUGGAGACUUCAGCUAAGACUGCUAUGAACGUGAAUGAUCUCUUCCUGGCAAUAGCAAAGAAGUUGCCAAAGAGUGAACCCCAGAAUCUGGGGGGUGCGGCAGGCCGAAGUCGGGGUGUGGAUCUUCAUGAGCAGUCCCAGCAGAACAAGAGCCAGUGUUGUAGCAACUGAGGGGUGGCUUGAAGCAAAUAUGUAUGGAGUUAGCACGAGAGCUAAGAAAUAACCUCCAUCCCCACCCCUCAGCACACAGCCCCUACGGUAACAGCACACUGAGCCCUGGCUCCCAAGGGCUGCCUCCUGACAGCUCCGUCAUGGCACUUUUUAAUGCUUCAGCAACCAACACCAGGCAGCUGUUGCCACUACUAUGCCCUACCUGGGGCUUGGGGUCACAUCUCCCCAGGACCUUCCUUCCAAAACAAACUUCUUCACUUCGUGUUCUAGGUGCAAGACAGUGACCUCCUCAUUGUCCCCCACCCCCGUGUUUUUCCAGUGUUUCAGAGAAGACUUCUGUCUCCUGCCUCCCAUCCCACCUCUCAUCAUUACUCCCUCUUCUCGAUCCUGU